AGAAUAAAUCUGUCGCUGAACACCAAAGUUCUUCUCGAAUCCUGAAGUGACGCAGAGCAGAAGCUGCGGAAUGGAGAAGAUUUCCAGUCAGUUAGGAGCAGUAAACGACGCCACCUCUUCUCCAAACUCGAAGCAAGAACUCCAGCCUUACAGCCAGCGUGAGCACCCCGGCUCCAGCAGCCUGAAAGCUAACACGAUCGGGGAAGCUGUUCUGUACGGGCUGCCUAUUGUCUCGUUGGUGAUUGACGGCCAGGAGAGACUGUGUCUGGCCCAGAUCUCCAACACGCUGCUGAAAAACUACAGCUACAACGAGAUCCACAACAGGAGGGUGGCUCUGGGUAUCACUUGCGUCCAGUGCACCCCGGUCCAGCUGGAGAUUUUGCGUAGGGCGGGGGCUAUGCCUAUCUCGUCCAGAAGAUGCGGCAUGAUCACCAAGAGGGAGGCGGAGAGGCUCUGCAAGUCGUUCCUGGGCGAGCACACGCCUCCCAAACUACCCGAGAACUUUGCCUUCGAUGUUUCCCAUGAGUGCGCCUGGGGCUGUCGCGGUAACUUCAUCCCGGCAAGGUAUAACAGCUCUCGGGCCAAGUGCAUCAAAUGCAGCUAUUGUAAUAUGUACUUUUCUCCAAAUAAAUUCAUCUUCCAUUCUCACAGAGUCCCGGACACUAAGUAUACCCAGCCAGACGCUGCAAACUUCAACUCUUGGCGGAGGCACCUCAAACUCUCGGACAAAGCUCCGUCCGACUAUUUAGCUCACGCUUGGGAAGAUGUCAAGGCGAUGUUCAAUGGAGGGAGCCGCAAGAGAACCCUCCCCAACCACGGAUCCGGAGGGUCGUCUGCUCUAAAAGCUCAGGGACCCAGCUCCAUCCCCCCCAGGAACUCGGAGAUACCCCACAAAGCCAUGAGGUGUGAGGACGAAGGGCGCAGCCUGAACCUUGGAAACAAUGUCAGGAGUUACCCGGUCAUCCCCGUGCCCAGCAAGAGCUUCGGGAUGUUGCAGAAAAUCCCCCCUCCCAUGUUCCCCCAUCCCUACGGAUUCCCGACCUUUGGACUUUGUCAGAAGAAGGACGAAAGCAACGUGGUGGGGGAGAAGGCGCAAGGAGCAUUGCCCAGUAUGUUUUGGUCUGGCAAUAAGGACACUGUCUACCCGUCGUUUCCCAUGUUCUGGCCGGCGGCCGGCACUUUACCGGUGCCCUCGUACCCGCAGGCUCAGCCAAAGGUGACAGAGAACCCCAGCGCCAGGCAGAAUGAGAUAGACGUGUCAGAGCAGAGUGACCGGAGCAGUAACACUCCCAAGGACAGUUUGGCGGACAGUGAACGAUGCUCGAGCACUCACUCCAGGAACGAGGAGGACAGGUCAGGGGACGAGGCCCGCUCGAUAGAAGGCAUGUCCCUCACCCCUCGAAAACUCAACUACAUCUCAGCGUUCAGACCGGUGGUCAAGGACGCAGAGAGCAUCGCUAAACUUUAUGGCAACAGAGAGGUGUACAACGGCGCAAGGCCUGGCUACCUGUCACCGGAUUUUAUGAGCGAGAGUUCGAGCUACAGGUCAGUGUCUCCCGACGUGGACAGUGACGGCGAAGAACCGGAGGUGGAUGUGGAGUCCAACAGAUGCCCAGAGGACGAGCCUUCCCCACCGAUGCCAGAAAACGUCCCAGAGCCGGAGAGCCCGCCCCAAGAAACUGCCGCCAACCCAGAACCCACACACCAAAUCCCGACUAAAGAGACCCUGGGAAUACCGUUUGGAGAUCAGGGAGCAGCGGAAGUCAGGCAAGGCGAGCAGAGUGUGGCGGAGAAAGGCCAAGAGGUGUUUUCACAGGAACAGGAGAGUCACUUGCACAGUGUGAAAAAUCCUUCCACAGUGGUCCCUGCACCGACUUACAUCUGUAGCACAGACACAGCUGAACAUGAUAAGGAGGACAAUCAAUGCACGGCGGAGGCCUCCGAGUCCAGAAAAUCAUAUCAGGAGCAAGGCACCGUCUCACAGGACACCUCAGCCAACAGUGAGCGGGGCGAAGAUGGGAUUCGACUGGAGACCUCGAGAACCCAAUUGGUGGAAAAAGAUAUUGAAAACAUGGGGAAAGAAGAAUUACAAAAACUGCUUUUGGAACAGAUGGAGCUUAGGAAGAAGUUAGAACGGGAAUUUCAGAGUUUGAAAGACAGUUUUCAGGAUCAAAUGAAGAGGGAAUUGGCCUACAGAGAGGAAAUGGUCCAACAACUCCAAAUCGUUAGAGACACGCUCUGCAAUGAACUAGAUCAAGAGAGGAAGGCGCGCUAUGCGAUUCAACAAAAGCUGAAAGAAGCACACGACGCCCUCCAUCAUUUCUCAUGUAAGAUGCUGACCCCUCGACAUUGUACUGGAAACUGUUCCUUCAAACCUCCUCUGCUCCCGCAGUGACAAACCAGCCGUUUACACAUCAACACAAGCGACGUUAUAAAUUAUCCUUAGUACUGUAAAUAAUAAUUUAAAAAGAAGUUUUUAAUAAAAGCUGCAAACUGGGACAAAUGGAAAGCCAAGGGGAACCUAACCAUUGACAACCAGGAGAGGCCAGUGCACCUGUUCUAGUCGAUGGAGAUUGUGAAUAUAAAUUCAAGGACUAAUGAGCACGGAAUUUUCUAUAUGAAGAAUGAAUAGAUGACCUCAGGGUCACUAUUACAGACCUACCUGUUUGACUUAAUGUCCACUUAUUUAAAAAUAUUGUUCAUAAGAAAUAAGUGGUUAUGUGCAAUUUAUCUUUCUGUAAUGUGAUUUCGUUCGUACAGUAUUUAAUGGUUGUAAUUUAUUGGUUAUUUAUUAUUUAUUUGCCUUUCUCAGCCCGAAAUCUAACGGGGAACAAAAUUA
This is a messenger RNA of Carcharodon carcharias (great white shark), 2839 nucleotides long. Its product is annotated as SKI family transcriptional corepressor 1 homolog-B-like. The transcript is spliced from 9 exons. NCBI's taxonomy places the organism in Eukaryota, Metazoa, Chordata, Chondrichthyes, Lamniformes, Lamnidae. Gene Ontology annotation, cellular component: nucleus; transcription regulator complex. Gene Ontology annotation, biological process: negative regulation of BMP signaling pathway; negative regulation of transcription by RNA polymerase II. Gene Ontology annotation, molecular function: RNA polymerase II cis-regulatory region sequence-specific DNA binding; DNA-binding transcription factor activity, RNA polymerase II-specific; SMAD binding. Bases 71 to 2395 code for a protein of 774 amino acids. The record is from RefSeq and is a predicted model, not a curated record.